GUUUCAGCAUGUUGGCCAGGCUGGUCUCAAACUCAUGAUCUCAGCUGAUCCACCUGCCUCGGCCUCCCAAAGUGCUGGGAUUACAGGCGUGAGUCACCGCACCUAUCUUCCUUGGACUUUUCAUCCACCACCGUGUCUACCUCAGGCUCUGAGUCAAAGCCAUCCAGGUAGACAAGCCAAGGGCCACCUACCUGCCCCACACCUGCUCAGUGCCAUGUCACCUCAAAGAUGGACAGCUCUGGGCUCCGGAAGCCCUUCAGCCACUGCAAGGGGCAGGAGGGGAUCCUCAGGCCCUUAGGACCCGUCUGUCUGCCCCACUGCCCACAGCCUCACCAGGGGCCUGAAGACUGCCCUGUCCUUGAUGGGGCUGUGAUGUGAUGGGGCUGCAGCCUCAGCUCACGUGGCUGGGGCUGGGUAUCCACCCUCCCAGCACCCAUAGGCCCCAGCUGAGGUGGCUGUCACUCAGGAUGGGGUUGGACAGGCCAUCAGGAGGCCCCGGGGCUCCAAGGCCCCCUAAGCUCCCCCUUCUCAGCCAGAAGCCUUGAAACCACCACUGUGGGACCCUGGAAAAGACUCGACCUCCCCGCUUCCCAAUUCCCUCGUCCUUAAAAGGGUGUCAUGAUGACGGAGAGACCCAGAGCCGACACCUCCAUCCAGGGACCUCUCCCCUACCUCAUCACCCACGGAGAUGGGACAGCCCUUCCUGUGUGUACAGCGGGCCCACGGCCAUCACACUGCCCUCUGGAGUGAACUGACUGCCCCGAGGCCUGGGGAGCUGGGUCACCACCUGGCUUCCGCCGUUCACCCUGCCCACUACAAAAACGACCUCCUACCCUCAAACCGGCUCCCAACCCCCAUGCACAGGAACCCAGUCCUCUUGGGCCCCGGCUCCGCCCAGCAGGGGGCGCCCAGGAGUCUCAGACUCGGGGUAACGAAAGCCGGGAGCGCCGUGCGGAUAGCAGGCAGGUUGACUGGAAGCCGCGGGCUCGUGCUGAACAGCUCUGAGGCCGUCCAGAGGCCCGUGCACCACCCGGCAUUUGUCCAGCUCCAGCUGUCAUCUGCAGAGUCCCGGAGCCGCGCCCUAACGAACUCUCACUGCCCCUGGUCCGGGCACGCUUCUCCGGGAUUCCAGAGCCCUAUCGGUCCCUAUCUGCGGCCGUGCCGCGCGGAACCCUGCCGGGAGCCCCUACAGAGGUGCCAAAUACACAAAGGCGAGCUGGUGGGGAGGCGCACCAUGACGGACUGCGCGGGGACCUGCGCGUCACCCCCACCGCGCCCCAGUGGUGCCUUGGUGCUCGCGUCCUGGCUGGACCCUCCUAGCUGCGAGAGUGCACGUGCAGUGUGACCGACCCAGGCACCUGGGAAUCCAUCAGCUGUCGUCCAAUCCCUUAAUUACCUUGAUUGAGCACCUACUGUGGCCAAGAAUUGAUUUAUUUAUUUAUUUAUAUUUAUUUAUUAUUAUGUAUUUAUUUAUUUGAGACGGAGUACCACCCUGUCACC
This is a messenger RNA of Piliocolobus tephrosceles (Ugandan red Colobus), 1500 nucleotides long. RefSeq lists its product as uncharacterized. The record is from RefSeq and is a predicted model, not a curated record. NCBI's taxonomy places the organism in Eukaryota, Metazoa, Chordata, Mammalia, Primates, Cercopithecidae. The coding region runs from base 689 to 1345 and encodes 218 amino acids. The transcript is spliced from 3 exons.